AUGGCUCGUGUCGAUGAUGCUGUUGAAAGAAUACUCAGAGUGAAGUUUGUUGCCGGUCUCUUCGAAUAUCCUCUUACAGACCGAUCUUUGUUGCCUACCGUUGGUUGCAAGAGAAAGUCGUUAGUUCUGCUGAACAACGGCAACUGUGGACGGUUUUUGCCACUAGAUUGCAACGCCGAGAGAAUUCUAGUUGUUGGAAAGCACGUGGAUGAUCUUGGAUAUCAGUGCGGUGGAUGGACAAAGACAAUGUACGGUCAAAGCGGAAGGAUCACAAUCGGCACAACGCUUUUAGAUGCCAUAAAAGCGGCAGUUGGAGAAAAAACAGAAGUGAUCUACGAGAUAUAUCCGUCAAAAGAAACCUUAGCCUCAGGAAAAAGAUUCUCUUAUGCAAUUGUUGCGGUGGGGGAAGCGCCCUAUGCAGAUACUAAUAAGGGGGUAACUCAGAAGUCAUAA
This is a messenger RNA of Arabis nemorensis, 453 nucleotides long. NCBI's taxonomy places the organism in Eukaryota, Viridiplantae, Streptophyta, Magnoliopsida, Brassicales, Brassicaceae. The record is from the annotation of a GenBank genome assembly.